Molecule: messenger RNA, 999 nt
Organism: Fusarium verticillioides 7600
Lineage: Eukaryota; Fungi; Ascomycota; Sordariomycetes; Hypocreales; Nectriaceae
Exons: 4
Coding region: 109-525 (138 amino acids)
Source: RefSeq, a predicted model, not a curated record
AGCUGGUAAGCACUACAAAUAGUGUAAGCUCUGAAAGUCAACCAUUUCUCCCCAUACCAGUAAAUUAUUCAAUAGAUAUCACCUCAAACACACUUCAUAAAUAUCAAUAUGUCUCAAUCAAACGUCGGAUAUCCUUCUUUGUAUGAAGGCGGAGAUCAGCGCCACUAUAGCAAGGAGGAAGUGCGUGAGGAGAAUCGCACGCACCCCAACGUCAAUACCGAGGGCUACCUACAUAAAGAGGGAAUAAUGAAUGAGCUCCGCGAGGCCGACACCAACAGGAUAGUUGCAGACCGCAUGAAGCAUGAACCAGGAUUCGUGGCCACCAUGCACGGCAACAAGCCCUCUCGCGGUGCCGAAAUCGACGCUGAGCUCGCACGGGAAGAUGCAGAGCGGGUUGAAAAGAAGAAGGGUAAGACUGACCGCAUGCCUGGAAAGAAAAUGGAACACAACACCAGCAAGAGCGAGUGGAAGCAGCAGAUGGAUCGGGAAGAGCAGGAGGCUCUCGCUAAGCAUAGCAAUCGUUGAACGAACAAGCAUGAAAAUCUGGGUAUGGAGUGUUACUCGUAAGACAAAUAAGUCAAAAGUACAGCUCGGUAAAUCUCAAAGGGUCGAAAAAAAGUGCACUUCAUCCAGUGAAAUGAUGAGAUGAACAAUCAACUGCCAACAUAAACGACCCAAAGAGAUCAAACCCAGGCGCUUUAUAUGGACAGUACGACGCCGCGUAUCAUUCAGCUCACCGUGCAAACGGUGACUGCUAAAGCUUGGGUUUCGGGACAGGCGACUUGUGGUUGAAGUCAAAUGUAAUGAAGCUGGACGAUAUGGGCAGGAAGCUUCCCUCUCAACAGUGGCACCCCAGUCAGAAAGAGCAUCACUGUUCUCAUAUUUCAAGUUCCAGAUAUUUCGAUUUUAAGUUUUAUUCGGCCGUGAAGGUAUUAGGUUCAUACAGUCGUAAUCAAACAAUUAAAAGUACACGAGUUUAUUACUCGCCAUGAUCGCCAU